Aricia agestis (brown argus) is the source of this 1137-nucleotide messenger RNA. RefSeq names its product JNK1/MAPK8-associated membrane protein. The record is from RefSeq and is a predicted model, not a curated record. Lineage: Eukaryota; Metazoa; Arthropoda; Insecta; Lepidoptera; Lycaenidae. Gene Ontology annotation, cellular component: membrane. The coding region runs from base 60 to 950 and encodes 296 amino acids. Gene Ontology annotation, biological process: response to unfolded protein. The transcript has 4 exons. Gene Ontology annotation, molecular function: ubiquitin protein ligase binding.
AUGUUAAAUAAUAUUGAAUAAUAGUAGGUAUAGUUAAUUUUAAAACUUUAAAAACAAACAUGUCUUUAGUCCCAACAUGCCCCGGCUUAUAUUGCGGGCGAACAGAAAACGAAGAUGGCUCCUGGAGCGAUUGCGGUGCUUGUCCGAGAGGAUUCCGGACCAAUGCCUCUAGUUACUGCGUGGAGUGCACAGAUGAACCGACUCUCUAUGACUGGCAAUAUUUAGGUUUUAUGGUUCUACUACCUUUAAUACUACAUUGGUUCUUCAUUGACAUGGUAUCAGCUGGCAAAAGGAAAAGCAUAGCAGCACAACACAUAUGUGCAUUUAUUGAGUUAACUAUAGGUACAGUGGGGGCACUGCUGAUCCUGCCCCCGACAGGGAAACUGUCACUGUAUGUGUGCACUCCCAAAGCCCUCUCCGACUGGUAUACACUGCUGCACAACCCACAACCGGAUUACAAGGAGACUUUACACUGCACACAGGAAGCUGUUUAUCCUUUGUACACAAUAGUUCUGCUUAUUUAUGCCUUCAGUUUGCUAAUGACUGUUCUGUUAAGACCCUGGAUUCUCAUCUGGCACAAAGCACAUCCUGGGAAGAAGGCAAUUUACUGUGCUCUAUAUUUCUAUCCUAUAUUGGUAUUACUACACACAAUUGCAGCUGGACUAAUAUAUUGUGCAUUCCCAUAUGUGAUUAUCAUUGUGUCUAUGAUGACUUCAGCAUCCCAUUUCUCUCUGAAGAUUGAUCAGUCGGCUCCAGCAUUGCUAAUUUCCUCAGUCACAAAUAUUCGGAACUUAAUCAUCAUAGUUGGUCAUUGGCUGGUGCAUGCAUAUGGAAUCAUUUCACUCACUGGCUUCAAAGAACUGUGGUAUCUUACCUUAGUGCCGGCUCCUGCUAUGUUCUAUAUACUUACUGCCCAGUUCACAGACCCUAUGAAGAUACACAACGAUUGACUAAGACGGGGAAAAACAGAAAAGUUGAUUCUGAUCUGAUUUGGUGAAAAUUCUUGCCAGUUACUAUGGGUGUUGUGAGAAGCAGUUUUGAGAGUUCAAUGAUAACUAAGUUUGUUGUUUAGUACUUGUUCUUGAAACUAAUUUGACUGUGAUUUACUUUUAUGUAUUUUAAGUACUUAAUAUUUGA